Molecule: messenger RNA, 1267 nt
Organism: Limanda limanda (common dab)
Lineage: Eukaryota; Metazoa; Chordata; Actinopteri; Pleuronectiformes; Pleuronectidae
Gene: rassf4a
Product: Ras association domain family member 4a
Exons: 11
Coding region: 62-982 (306 amino acids)
Biological process (GO): signal transduction
Source: RefSeq, a predicted model, not a curated record
ACAUCGCUGGAAUAAGGAAGAGGACGGAGGACGCACAGUGUUAUGCUGCACUCUCGACAGAAUGGGUGAGCAUCAGACCUGCGUGAAGCUCAGUGAAGAGAAACUUAUUCCAAAGUCUGACAUCUUGUCACUGCUGAGGACCUACAACUGUUACCACGAAGGAAAAAACUUCCAGCUGAGGACUCGUGAGGAAGAAGGAGAGUUUAUCCUCGAGGGAUUGUUGAACAUCUACUGGGGUCUUCGUCGACCAAUCAGACUUCAGAUGUACGAUGACAAUGAAAGACUCCGUCUGAACCGAAACGAUAGAUCUGCUGUGGCAUCGGCAGAGUCCAACAAUAAUUCACUUGUCAGUGAAACUGGACCAGAGAGUGAUGACAUGGGUGUUCAGGAGGAGGAAGACUCUCCUCAGCUGCUGAGGACCAGGAGCGACGCUUCCUUCAUGCGGGUUCAGAGGAGGCCAAAGACGCACACCGCCAGAGACCUGCAGCGCCUGCGUGCACACAGGUUCUCAAUCAACGGACACUUCUACAACCACAAGACGUCUGUAUUUACUCCAUCUUAUGGUUCGGUCACUAACGUACGAGUAAACAGCUCCAUGACGACAGCACAAGUCCUCAACCUGCUGCUCCACAAGUUUAGGGUGGAGAAUACAUCUGAAGAGUUUGUCCUGUAUGUGGUGCACGAGUCUGGGGAGCGGACCCGCCUGAGGGAUGGUGAAUACCCUCUGGUGGCUCGCGUGCUUUUUGGCCCCUGUGAGGAAAUCUCCAAGAUCUUCCUAAUGGAAGCCGACCUGGGGGAGGAAGUCACAUACGAUGUUGCCCAGUACAUAAAGUUCGAGGUCCCUGUUUUAGACAGCUUCGUGGAGAAACUCAAAGAGGAAGAGGAACGGGAGAUAAACAAACUGACCAAAAAGUACGGUGCUCUGAGGUCUAAGAUUCUACAUCAGCUGGAAGGCCCAGUGCACGACACUGACAGAGUAUAGCGUGUGUGUGUGUGUGUGUGUGUGUGUGUGAGUGUGAGUGCAACACUAAUGAUUGUUGAUUUAUUGUGGGAACAGAUACUGUAGUGAAUGUAGAGGUAAAAGGGUGAAAGUAAAGACCCAAUAGAACCAUAUCAAACACCAAUGUGCUUCUGCUUUUAGAAUUACAUAUCUCAACUAUUUCUAGGAUGUCUUUUGUCAAUGUAAUUACUAAAAAUGUAUCCCUGUAUUGAUAACUCUGCUAUUAUUGUGUUCACUUUUUGUAUAAAAACUCCAAUUGCAAAUAUU